Molecule: messenger RNA, 1662 nt
Organism: Ogataea angusta
Lineage: Eukaryota; Fungi; Ascomycota; Pichiomycetes; Pichiales; Pichiaceae
Exons: 1
Coding region: 1-1662 (553 amino acids)
Biological process (GO): transmembrane transport; carbohydrate transport
Cellular component (GO): membrane
Molecular function (GO): carbohydrate:proton symporter activity
Source: RefSeq, a predicted model, not a curated record
AUGUCUCAAUCGUCGUCCACAGACAACUAUAAAGAUACCAACUUGACUGUUGGCUACUACAGUCUCAGAAAUAAACACAACACAUUCGGUCUUAGUGGCAGAAAGUUGAGAUGGACCAUUACGCUCACCUCUGUGGUGGGUUUCAGCUUGUUUGGCUACGACCAGGGCCUUAUGAGUGGUAUCAUCACUGCUCCACAGUUCCAGGAGGAGUUCCCAGCCGUCAGCGGCAGCUCUAGACACGCCACUGUCAUCCAAGGUAUUGUGACUGCUUGCUACGAGAUCGGUUGUUUCUUUGGUGCUCUGUUUGCUAUGAUUUGGGGUGAACGUCUAGGACGACGUUACGUCAUCAUGCUCGGUGCCGUGAUCAUUAUCGUUGGUACCCUGGUUUCGAUUUUCCCAUUCAAGCCUCACUGGCAGCUAGGUCACUUCAUCAUCGCCAGAUCUGUCACUGGUAUUGGUAACGGUAUGAACACUGCCACCAUUCCUGUGUGGCAAUCCGAGCACUCCAAGCCAGAGAACAGAGGUCGUCUGGUGAACCUGGAAGGCUCUGUUAUUGCUGUUGGUACUCUUAUUGCCUACUGGGUCGACUUUGGUUUGUCUUACGCAAACAACUCUGUUUCGUGGAGACUGCCAAUUGCUUUGCAAAUUCUGUUUGCUCUGUGGCUGCUUUUGUUCAUGAUUGGUCUGCCAGAGUCUCCAAGAUGGCUCAUCCACAAAGGAAGAAUGGAGGAGGCCAGAUUCAUCUUGGGAGCUAUCAACGGCGUCGAUGCCCACGACGACAGUGUCAUCGCCGAGUCCACCAUGAUUGCCGACGCUGUCAAUAGAUUUGACAACGCCCAACUCGGAUUCAAAGAGCUUUUCAGUGGAGGAAAGCACCAGUACUUCAGAAGAAUGAUGUUGGGAGCCAGUGCCCAAUUCUUCCAGCAAUUCACCGGCUGUAACGCAUCUAUUUAUUACGCCACUGUCCUGUUUGAGAACACCUUGAACUUUGCCAGAAGAAAGGCCCUUAUCAUGGGAGGUAUCUUCUCCAUUGUCUAUGCCGUCUUCACCAUUCCAUCCUUUUUCCUGAUCGACAGACUCGGAAGAAGACCAUUGUUCCUGAUUGGUGCCACAGGUCAGGGUAUUGCUUUCAUCAUUGCAUUUGGCUGUUUGGUCAAGGAGAACGAGCAGACCGCCAAGGGAGCUGCUGUUGGUCUCUUCUUGUUCAUUGCCGUCUUCGCCUUCACCAUCUUGCCACUUCCAUGGGUGUACCCACCAGAAAUCAAUGCAUUGAGAGCUAGAACAGUGGCCACCUCCAUCUCCACGUGUACCAACUGGAUCUCCAACUUUGCCGUGGUGAUGUUCACCCCAAUUUUCAUCAACCAGUCCAAAUGGGGAUGCUACCUGUUCUUUGCCGUCAUUAACUUCAUUUACAUUCCUAUCAUUUACUUCUUCUACCCAGAGACAGCUGGCAGAUCUCUGGAAGAAAUCGACAUCAUCUUUGCCAGAUCUUAUACCGAGGGUACUCCUGCCUUCAUCGUGGCCAACAGACUGGGCAAGCUCUCAGUCAGAGAGGUCGAGGAAGAAGGUAACAAGCUCGGCCUGUUUGACAUGGACGAGUCUAAGCCUACCGCUGAGAUGAACGAGGGCAUCUUGGAGAAGCCUCAAGAACCAGCAGCCUGA